This is a messenger RNA of Tricharina praecox, 1536 nucleotides long. RefSeq lists its product as uncharacterized. NCBI's taxonomy places the organism in Eukaryota, Fungi, Ascomycota, Pezizomycetes, Pezizales, Pyronemataceae. The coding region runs from base 34 to 1125 and encodes 363 amino acids. The transcript has a single exon. The record is from RefSeq and is a predicted model, not a curated record.
AAUGUACCCGGGUCCACCCAGCGACCAAGCGGAAUGUCGAUAAUGGAGUCUACGUCCACCAUCCUCAUCUUUCGAAUACCACCGAUGCCCACGGACCACCUCUCGUUCUCACCACCACCAGCAACACCCGCCCAUGCGUCAAAAAAGUCCCGCGGCGGUCGGGGCCGUUCGGCCACCACGUCCAGCCCAUCCGUCGCGCCCUCCACCGCUAGGUCCCGAUCCAGAAGCACGGCUACAGCCAGCAGCACGAGCGCGACCGCGACCGCAUGCCUCAACACGAAAUUCACCAAAUACUCCGUUGCGGCGCUGCAAGCCGCUCUCGGCAACGACAUCGAGCGGCUGCACUCGUUCGCGGCUAACACCGAGCUGUCGGGCGAGAACAUCCUAUUCCUGAAGAGCGUCGAGAUCUGGAAGGCCAAGUGGCGGCACCACGCCGCGGGCGGGGCCCCCGCCUCCGAGAGCGAGCAACGGCGGCGCCGCGAGGAGGCACAGAAGAUCUGGCGCCGGCUCGUGGACCGCGACACCGCCGCUUUCCCACUCAACAUCGAGGACGCCGUGUACCGGAGCCUGGAGCGGGUAUUCGGCGCGCCCACAGCUUCGUGCACCUCUUUGUCAUCAUCGUCAUCGUCUUCCGUGGCCGCGUCCUCCGCCGAGGAGAAAUCGUGCAUCGUCCCGUUCGCGGACGACGUGACGUGCGGCGGCGGCGGCGUGGGGCUCCACGCCCGCCGCAGGACAACAGGGAACUCGGAUUUCGCCGCGGCCACAGCGGAACUGGUGCUGCUGAAGGAGACGCUGGGGAUCACUGUGAUCGCGCCCGCGCACUCGUCGUCGCCGCCGUCGGAGCACGAGUGGAUGUCGCCGCCGCAGUCGCCCACGCUGCUGCCGGUGCGGAUGGAGGCCGUCGAGAUCACCCUAGAGGUCUUCGAUAAGGCUGAGGCUAGCGUGAGACAGAUGGUCCUCGAGAAUACGUGGAUCAGAUACGUCGACUCGCUGGCGGAGAAGUGUAACGAUGUCAGAGUCUCGGCUGAGUCUCCGCCACCGGCGGGUUGCUCCUCGUGGCGUUGGAAGAGCGUCUUCCGCAAGAAGAGUUACACUAAGUUCUUGGGUGCCGGCGAGCGCGACUGAUUCAUUUUUCAUUUUUUUUCAUCCGAUUUCCUUUUAUUUUUGCUUGUGUUUGCUUCGGAGCGGGUGGAGUUUUGAUUUUUUCCAUGGGUUGGCUGGCUGGGUUCUGUUUUUGGUUCUGUUUUUGGUUUUGGUCUUUGUUUUAUCUGCGUUCACAUUGAUCACGGGCUGGGUUCUGGAGUUGGUGGUGGGUACUUUUUACAUACUACCUGGGGCAGUGGGAUCACUGCUUUUUGCAUGCACGCCGUAUUAGAUUUGUUUUUUGUUUUGGGCGAUAUGUUUUGGGCGAUACUUGUUGGGGGGUCAUGUCGCUAUGUCACUUGCAUCGUGGGAUCUUAGGAUAUUGGGGUCGCGGCAUAUAGAAUAGAAUAGAAUUCUCUACAUCUACAUCUAUCUACAUCUACUGUAUCCAGA